GAUGACGUUUCAUGGGGCGACGCGGCGGCCAAAGUAAAGAUGGCGGACUUGUCGGGGACCGAGCUGUCAGAAGAGAAAGAAGCAGAAAUUGACCUCAAGAAAAGACAGAGACGACCAUGGGAAGAUUUGCAUAAGUCGGGCAAAAUCGGUAUAACUCCAGAGCUGCCAGAAACGUUGGGAUUUUACGACAUAAGCGCUGUCAGGAGGGAGCAACUGGGAGCUCUCAGCAGAUCCGUCGUUGACGCGUUUCAUUUGCGCAGAGCUCACUAGAGGAUACUUCCUGGAACACAAUGAGGCAAAGUACACCGAGCGCAGGGAGAGAGUGUACACAUGUAUGCGUAUCCCCAAGGAACUGGAGAAGCUGAUGAUCUUUGGCUUCUUCCUGUGUGUGGAUGCCUUCCUCUACGUCUUCACCCUGCUGCCCCUCAGGGUGCUGCUGGCCCUGCUCCGCCUCCUCACCCUGCCGUGCUGUGGCUUCAGGGCACGCACAUGCCCCUACUGCAGAAGAAGCAGCGGGUCACGGCUGCUGCAGCCAGCGCAGGUGUGUGAUAUGCUGAAGGGCCUGAUCCUGGUGCUGUCCUUUUCCAUGAUGCAUUACGUUGAUUACUCCAUGAUGUACCACCUGAUCAGGGGACAGUCUGUCAUCAAACUCUACAUCAUCUACAACAUGUUGGAGGUGGCAGACCGCCUCUUCUCCUCCUUUGGUCAAGACAUCCUGGAUGCUCUCUACUGGACGGCCACAGAACCCAAAGAAAGGAAAAGAGAUAGUAUAGGAGUCAUUCCUCACUUCUUCAUGGCUGUCUUUUAUGUUUUCCUCCAUGCCAUCCUCAUCAUGGUCCAAGCCUCUACCCUCAAUGUCGCCUUCAACUCCCACAACAAGUCCCUGCUCACCAUUAUGAUGUCCAACAACUUUGUGGAGAUCAAAGGAAGUGUGUUCAAGAAAUUUGAGAAGAACAACUUAUUCCAAAUGUCCAACAGUGAUAUCAAAGAGCGGUUCACCAGCUACGUUCUCCUGCUCAUCGUCUGCCUCAGGAAUAUGGAGCAGUUUUCAUGGAACCCAGACCACCUGUGGGUGUUGUUCCCUGAUGUCUUUAUGGUCGUCACCUCUGAAGUUGCUGUUGACAUUAUUAAACAUGCUUUCAUCACAAAGUUCAACGACAUCACUGCAGACGUGUACAGUGAAUACAGAGCCAGUUUGGCCUUUGAUCUCGUCAGCAGUCGACAGAAAAAUGCUUGUACUGACUACAGUGACUCAGUGGCCCGGAGGAUGGGCUUCAUCCCUCUGCCUUUGGCUGUUCUGCUUAUCCGAGUGGUGAUGAGUUCGGUGAAGGUACAGGGAGCACUAUCAUACACUUGUGUGUUCCUCUUUUAUCUCGGGCUGGUUACACUUAAAGUGUUGAACAGCAUUGUGCUCCUGGGGAAGUCAUGUGUUUACGUCAAGAGAGCCAACAUGGAGGACAAACUGUUCGAGAGGCCGUCUACCGCUCCAUCCUCCUCUGCAAAGAGCCCCAGCAAAGCUGACCAGGCUGGCUGUCCCACACCUUCAGGUGAAGCCAAAGUGGAGCAGAUCCCUGCCGCACCCUGCAGCCCACUAUCCUCCUCCUCUUUCUCUUCCGUGACCACCCAGCCGACUCCCAGAACUGAUUUGUUUCCUCCCCCGCCCACCGAUGUCUCUCCUGUUGCACCAGCAAGCCGUCCUCCAACUCCACCACCUGAACCUGAACAACCUGCAGCCUCACUCCCCAAAGAAGAGGAGGAAGAGGCGCAAGCAGCCUCUGAAUUGAAGCACAGGACUCCCAAAAAAGACCUGCUGGAGAUUGAUCGUUUCACAAUCUGUGGUAACCGCAUUGACUGACCAGCAGCAGCUGCUGAUGUAGCGAUUAACCACUCAGGAAAGAUGGAGAGCAAAGACCUCUCAGCCCGGCUCUCCUGGCCAACAGCAGCAGAAAGCUGAGUAUUUAUUAAAGUCAGUGGCAACAUAGUAAGUUAUUGUGAACAGGGACACAGUGUGAGACGAUCCUGCUGUUGCUGAAGCCUGAAGCCGAGAAGUUUGACAAAGAAAACUUCAGCAGGAGUUUACAGCAGGAGACAGACAGUGUGAGUGUGGCAGCCCAGUUGUCAGGAUGAACUGACAUGUGGAGGUGUGUGUGUGUGUGUGUGUGUGUGUGUGUGUGUGUGUCAGUGUGUGUGGAGGUGUUAGGAUAGUUCCGUAUUCAGAGUGAGAGCGUGUGAUACAGAGUAUGUGUGAGCACACAAGCACUUCCUGUAUGAGCUGCACUGGGACCAGAAGGAGAGAAGUUUCUCAGUUCGCUCAGCAGCCAGAAAACAGAAAAAACUUCCAAACUCUUACAUUAAAGGUAACACCUGAGUCAUUUUUAA
Molecule: messenger RNA, 2379 nt
Organism: Lates calcarifer (barramundi perch)
Lineage: Eukaryota; Metazoa; Chordata; Actinopteri; Centropomidae
Gene: tapt1a
Product: transmembrane anterior posterior transformation 1a
Exons: 15
Coding region: 335-1855 (506 amino acids)
Biological process (GO): maintenance of protein localization in endoplasmic reticulum; positive regulation of cilium assembly
Cellular component (GO): endoplasmic reticulum membrane; ciliary basal body
Source: RefSeq, a predicted model, not a curated record